GGAGUGGAAAAUGUAUGAGGAGAAUGAAUACGCGGAUGAAGCUUUAGAAAAGAAUAUUGAAAGAGACGAAGAAGAAUACGAGGAGGACGAUGGGGGUGGCGAUAUCGGGCAAGAGGAUGCAUGGGCGGUGAUCAGUGCAUAUUUUGAGGAGAAAGGUCUGGUGAGGCAGCAACUCGACUCCUUCGACGAGUUCAUACAGAACACUAUGCAAGAAAUCGUCGACGAGGCUUCUUACAUUGAGAUCCGCCCCGAGGCUCAGCAUAAUCCCGGUCGUCAAUCCGACUUUGUUGAGACAAUUUAUAGGAUCAAGUUUACUCAGAUAUACCUGAGUAGGCCUAUGAUGACAGAGUCUGAUGGAGAGACUAAUACCUUAUUCCCAAAGGCUGCGAGGUUGAGGAACCUCACAUACUCAUCACCAUUGUACGUGGAUGUCGAAAAGGAAGCGAUAAAGAGGGGCCAUGACUAUGAAGAAGUCACAGAGAGUCAGGAAUUUACCAAAGUUUUCAUUGGGAAGAUUCCUAUAAUGCUUAGGUCCAGUUAUUGCAGCUUGUAUAACCUAUCAGAGAAAGACUUAACAGAGUUGGGAGAGUGUCCUUAUGAUCAAGGUGGAUACUUCAUAGUUAAUGGUAGUGAAAAGGUUCUGAUUGCUCAGGAAAAGAUGAGCACCAACCAUGUCUAUGUGUUUAAGAAACGACAGCCAAACAAAUAUUCCUAUGUAGCUGAAGUCCGGUCUAUUGCCGAGGGCCAAAACAAGUCGCCUAGCAGCAUGUUUGUCAGGAUGCUUUCCAAAACAACUUCCAAAGGGGGAUCCUCAGGACAAUAUAUAUAUGCUACUCUUCCUUACAUAAGGACUGAAGUGCCUAUUAUAAUUGUAUUUCGAGCAUUAGGUUUCGUAGCAGAUAAAGAUAUAUUAGAGCAUAUCUGCUAUCACUUUGAAGAUCCUAAAAUGAUGGAACUGCUUCGCCCAUCUUUGGAAGAGGCAUUCUUGAUUCAAAAUCAGCAGGUUGCUCUCGACUAUAUUGGGAAAAGAGGAUCGACAGUUGGGGUCACCAAAGAGAAAAGGAUCAAGUAUGCUAGAGAGAUUCUGCAAAGGGAAAUGCUUCCACAUGUUGGUACUAGAGAGUAUUGUGAGACUAAAAAGGCCUACUAUUUUGGAUACAUCAUCAAUCGGCUUUUACUCUGUGUACUUGGCCGAAGGCCAGAAGAUGACAGGGAUCACAUGGCAAAUAAGAGGCUGGACCUUGCUGGUCCUUUGUUGGCAGGCUUAUUUCGAAUGUUAUUCAGAAAGCUAACCAGAGAUGUGAGAUCGUAUGUUCAAAAGUGUGUUGACAGUGGGAAGGAUGUAAAUUUGCAAUUUGCCAUUAAAGCAAAAACUAUUACAAGUGGGCUCAAGUACUCUCUUGCAACUGGGAACUGGGGGCAAGCAAAUGCAGCUGGUACAAGGGCAGGAGUUUCUCAGGUUUUGAAUCGCUUGACAUUCGCCUCGACCCUUUCCCAUUUGCGCAGAUUGAACUCACCCAUCGGGCGUGAGGGUAAAUUAGCAAAACCUCGACAAUUGCACAAUUCUCAUUGGGGAAUGAUGUGUCCAGCAGAAACACCCGAAGGACAAGCCUGUGGACUGGUAAAGAAUCUUGCGCUGAUGGUCUACAUAACUGUUGGAUCAGCGGCAAAUCCCAUACUAGAGUUUUUGGAGGAAUGGAGCACAGAAAAUUUUGAGGAAAUAUCUCCUGCAGUUAUCCUUGAAGCUACCAAGAUUUUUGUAAAUGGCACCUGGGUUGGCAUUCAUCGUAACCCUGAGUUGUUAGUGAAGACACUGAGACAAUUGAGGAGACAGGUAGAUGUCAACACUGAAGUUGGAGUGAUUCGUGACAUACGAUUGAAAGAACUCCGCUUAUACACAGACUAUGGCCGUUGUAGUCGUCCGUUAUUUAUUGUGGAUAACAAAAGACUACUGAUCAAGAAGAAAGAUAUUAUGAUGCUGCAGGAAAGAGAGUCCCCUGAGGAAUGUGGCUGGCAUGAUCUUGUGGCAAAAGGAUUUAUCGAGUAUAUUGAUACAGAAGAAGAGGAGACUACAAUGAUAGCGAUGACAAUGAAUGACCUUGCAAAUUCAAGGAUAGAAGCAGAGGACGUAUCUACAAGUCAGUACACGCACUGUGAAAUUCAUCCAUCGCUUAUAUUGGGGGUUUGCGCAUCAAUUAUACCUUUUCCAGAUCACAACCAGUCCCCUCGUAAUACUUACCAAUCAGCCAUGGGAAAGCAAGCAAUGGGAAUUUAUGUUACAAAUUACCAGUUUCGAAUGGAUACAUUGGCUUAUGUUCUUUACUAUCCUCAGAAGCCUCUGGUCACUACCCGUGCAAUGGAACAUUUGCAUUUUAGACAGCUCCCAGCUGGCAUUAACGCUAUUGUUGCAAUUUCCUGUUAUUCUGGAUACAACCAAGAAGAUUCUGUCAUCAUGAACCAAUCUUCAAUUGACCGUGGCUUCUUCCGAUCUCUCUUUUUCCGCUCAUACAGGGAUGAAGAAAAGAAGAUGGGAACACUUGUCAAAGAGGAAUUUGGGAAACCUGAUAGGGAGAAUACCAUGGGAAUGAGACAUGGAUGCUAUGAUAAAUUGGAUGAUGAUGGCUUUGCGCCUCCAGGAACAAGAGUCUCUGGUGAUGAUGUGAUUAUUGGAAAGACCACUCCCAUUUCUCAGGAUGAUGCUCAAGGACAACCUGCCAGAUACACAAAACGCGACCAUAGUACUAGUCUACGCCAUAGUGAAACAGGAAUCGUGGAUCAGGUUCUGAUGACCACAAAUGCAGAUGGUUUGAGAUUUGUGAAAAUAAGGAUGAGAUCUGUGCGGAUACCUCAAAUUGGAGACAAAUUCAGCAGCAGACAUGGGCAGAAGGGAACCAUUGGAAUGACUUAUACUCAAGAUGACAUGCCAUGGACACUUGAAGGCAUCACUCCAGACAUCAUUGUCAACCCGCACGCUAUUCCCUCUCGUAUGACUAUCGGUCAGCUUGUCGAGUGUGUCAUGGGAAAAGUUGCAGCUCACAUGGGAAAGGAAGGAGAUGCCACCCCUUUUACUGAUGUUACUGUGGAUAACAUCAGCAAAGCUCUGCACAAAUGUGGUUAUCAGAUGCGUGGCUUCGAGAGAAUGUACAAUGGUCACACAGGGCGAUUGAUGAGCGCAAUGAUAUUCCUGGGACCAACAUAUUACCAGAGACUGAAGCACAUGGUGGAUGACAAGAUCCAUUCUCGUGGCCGGGGUCCUGUCCAGAUUCUCACCAGGCAGCCCGCAGAAGGGAGGUCUCGAGAUGGAGGGCUGCGCUUUGGGGAAAUGGAGCGCGACUGCAUGAUAGCACAUGGAGCAGCACACUUUCUGAAAGAGAGGUUAUUCGACCAGAGUGAUGCAUACAGAGUUCAUGUAUGCAGGCACUGCGGUAUAAUUGCAAUGGCUAACCUCAAGAAAAACUCUUUCGAAUGUAGAGGCUGCAAGAACAAAACAGAUAUUAUUCAGGUGUACAUUCCAUACGCAUGCAAGCUUCUGAUACAAGAACUCAUGUCAAUGGCAAUUGCUCCAAGGAUGCUUACAAUGGAAAUAGAGAAACUACAUGAAAAGAUGAAAAAUGCAAGAUAGAGAGAGGCAAACAAAAAUGUGUAACAUACUUUCUUCAUAAGAGGAGGAAUACACAGAAGAGCAACA
Ipomoea triloba (trilobed morning glory) is the source of this 3688-nucleotide messenger RNA. RefSeq names its product DNA-directed RNA polymerase II subunit RPB2-like. The transcript has 25 exons. Gene Ontology annotation, cellular component: RNA polymerase II, core complex. Gene Ontology annotation, biological process: DNA-templated transcription. Gene Ontology annotation, molecular function: DNA binding; DNA-directed RNA polymerase activity; ribonucleoside binding. Lineage: Eukaryota; Viridiplantae; Streptophyta; Magnoliopsida; Solanales; Convolvulaceae. The record is from RefSeq and is a predicted model, not a curated record. The coding region runs from base 11 to 3622 and encodes 1203 amino acids.